AUGGACGGAAAUGAGAUGGUUUCUAAGGAUAAAGAAAAUUUAUACCAAACAGGUUUUAACCCCACUAUUAAACUUGAUAGAAAAUUAAUAUUUUCAAGUAGUGAGAAACAUAAUCUUUGGGAAUUUUUUUCCAAUAAUUUUUUAUUAUUUAAAUUUUACCCAUCAGGAAUUGAGAUUGAAAAGGAAUUAGAAUCAAUGCAUAAGAUGAUAAAAAUUUUUGAAAACUGGAAGUCGUUGAUUUCAGCAAAAAAAAUGUCUUUAAUCGAUUUUUGCAAAGCCAUCGAAAAAUUUACAUUUCAUGCAGAAACUCAGGAUUACCGUUUAAAGGCAAUAUACAAAUACAAAUCACUCAGGAAAGAGGUAGAUUCAAGAAAGCAUUCUCUUAAAAGCGACAUAGUUAAUGAUCAAAUUCCUGAUUUGAAAUCAGAAACUCUUAAUCAGAACUUAGGGAAAGGAUGCGGGAUUGAGGAAAAGCUAAAAACCAGAAGAGAGUUAGCUUUAAAGAGAAGAAAACUGCUUUUAAUAAAUAGGGAAUAA
Molecule: messenger RNA, 537 nt
Organism: Cryptosporidium ubiquitum
Lineage: Eukaryota; Apicomplexa; Conoidasida; Eucoccidiorida; Cryptosporidiidae
Exons: 1
Coding region: 1-537 (178 amino acids)
Source: RefSeq, a predicted model, not a curated record